AUGCCGGAAAGGACAAUAGCACAGCAAGUACCUCUACUGCUUAUGUUUCUCCUGUCUGUCGUCUCGAUGGCACAAGCGCAGGUCAGCUACUCUAUUCCCGAAGAAAUGGCGAAAGGCUCUGUAGUCGGGAACAUAGCGCAGGAUUUAGGUUUAGAUUUGAAAAGACUGAAAUCGGGUAAAGCACGCAUUUAUACAACUGACAAAGCUGGUUACAUCGAGUUGAAUAAAGACAGGGGUCUUCUCAUUGUCAAAGAGAGAAUUGACAGAGAAGCCUUAUGUGGUCAGACAACGCCUUGUGCUUUGCAUUUUCAGAUUAUUCUAGAAAACCCCAUGGAAUUUUACAGUGUAACCGCCGAGGUCACUGAUGUGAAUGAUAAUUCACCAUAUUUUAAAAAGAACGAAAUGAAAUUCAAAAUCAGCGAGUCUGCUGUACCUGGUGCAAAAUUUGUUUUGGAAAGAGCGAUGGAUUCGGAUGUUGGCACUAAUGGUCUUCAGACCUAUUCGUUGAUUCCUACUGACAAUUUUGCACUGAAAUUGCAAAGCCAGGCUGAUGGCGGCAAAACUGUUGAGAUGAUUCUACAGAAACCUUUAGACAGAGAAAAGAAUGAACAUAUUACAUUGAUUUUAACAGCCGUGGACGGAGGGGAUCCAAAAUUAACAGGCACAGCAGAAAUACAUAUCACAGUGUUGGACGUAAAUGAUAAUUCGCCUGUUUUUACGCAGGCGAUUUAUAAGGCAACAAUAACCGAACAUGCACAAAAAGGCACAUUAGCUACAACAGUUAGCGCGUCUGAUGCAGACCAGGGAUCUAACGGUAGAAUAACAUACUCUAUUACUAACAGCGUGGAUAAUAUACUUGAAUUAUUUGAAAUAAAUGACGCUGAUGGUGAAUUAAGAGUGCUUGGUAGCAUUGAUUACGAGGAAUCUCAUCACUAUGAGAUACAUAUACAAGCAAGUGAUGAGGGGGGUCUUACAGAUUCAUCCAAAAUUGUAGUUGAUGUUAUUGACACAAAUGACAAUAAGCCAGUCAUUAACAUCAUGUCGAAAUUGAGCAUGAUAUCUGAGGACUCCAAACCUGGCACAGUCAUAACAAUGAUAAACAUUCAGGAUCAAGAUUCGGAGGAAAAUGGCAAAGUCCACUGUUUAAUAGAUGACCACAUUCCGUUUACACUGAAAUCAGCAUCUAGUAAUUUCUUCAGUCUAGUCACUGAAGGCAGUUUAGACCGAGAGCAGAAUCCUGCAUACAACAUCACAGUCGUGUGUGCUGAUGAGGGGACCCCCUCUCUCUCGAGCAGCAUGACCCUCUCCUUACAGAUAUCAGAUGUGAAUGAUAACGCGCCUGUGUUUGAGAAGAGCUUAUAUGAGGCUUUUGUCCUGGAAAAUAAUUCACCGGGGCUUUCCAUAUUCACUGUAAAGGCAAAGGAUGCGGAUUGGAACCAAAAUGCUCGAGUGUCUUAUAUGCUAGAGGAGUCCUCAAUUAAUGGCGUGUCAGUCACGACUUACGUCUCAGUCAAUGCUGAGAGCGGAGUCAUACAUGCUGUGCGUUCAUUUGAUUAUGAGCAAAUCAAACAUUUUACUUUCCGCGUUAAAGCACAAGAUGGCGGAUCCCCUCCACUAAGCAGUAAUGCGAGUGUUAAAGUCAUUAUCCAAGACCAAAAUGAUAAUGCGCCUCAGAUUCUAUAUCCAGUGCAGACUGGGGGCUCUUUAGUAGCUGAGAUUGUGCCGCGGUCAGCAGAUGUGGGCUAUCUGGUCACCAAAGUAGUCGCUGUUGAUGUGGACUCUGGACAGAAUGCCUGGCUGUCUUAUAAACUACAGAAAUCAACAGACAGGGCGCUGUUUGAAGUGGGCGCUCAGAAUGGAGAAAUAAGAAUUCUUCGUCCAGUCAUUGAUAAAGAUGCAGUCAAGCAAAAGCUCACUGUUGUAGUGGAGGACAACGGACAGCCCCCUCGCUCUGCAACAGUUAACGUGAACGUGGCUUUGGCGGACAGCUUUCCCGAGGUCUUAUCUGAGUUCAACGAAGUGAAACACGACCGGGAGUUUAAUGACAAUCUGACUUUUUAUCUGAUUUUGGCACUGGCCGUUGUUUCAUUUCUUUUUAUAGUCUCUGUCAUAGCCAUUCUGUCAGUGAAAUGCUAUAGAUGGAGACGUGAACGGAUCUUUUACAAAUCCAAUGGCAACCUGCCGGUCAUCCCAUAUUAUCCACCCCUUUACGCAGACGUUGGGGGCACAGAUACUUUAAAACAUGUCUACAACUAUGAGGUGUGCAGGACAACUGACUCCCGAAGGAGUGACUUAAAAUAUGGCAGACCUUGCAGUCAAAGCAUCAUUAGUCUGGACACAACCGGAACUCAAACUCUUAAACAGAGGAACUUGCUCUGUGACGAUUCAGACGACCAGGUGAGAUUCAAGUAG
Molecule: messenger RNA, 2412 nt
Organism: Sardina pilchardus (European sardine)
Lineage: Eukaryota; Metazoa; Chordata; Actinopteri; Clupeiformes; Clupeidae
Product: protocadherin gamma-A11-like
Exons: 1
Coding region: 1-2412 (803 amino acids)
Biological process (GO): homophilic cell-cell adhesion
Cellular component (GO): plasma membrane
Molecular function (GO): calcium ion binding
Source: RefSeq, a predicted model, not a curated record